UUAGCAUUUGAAAUCAUACUGUGGAUUCAGAGAACAUAGAAUUACACAGGGAAGAUCCAGAUGACAAAAAAGCAGAAGAACUAGAUGAGCUUCGGUUGCUUGAGCUACAAUCCUUUGACAGCAUGGAGCUUGUGGAAAAACUACUCUGCAGAAUGUUAUUUCUGUUUUUCAUGAUCCAAUCUGGCAUAGGAAGGACUCAACAAACAUUUAUGCCCCCAGGUUUUAUAGAAAGUACCUGUUUCUCUAGUAUAUUUUGGGUGAAGCUGGAUAAGUUCUUUCUUCAGGACAAGUUCUUCAUAGUAGAAAUAAUUGAUCCCUCUGGUGUUUUAAUCCUGCUUGAAAAGAAGCUUGAAGCUCGUUGUGGCUAUGUCCUGUCAAAUGAUGUGUGGGGUAAUACUAUCUUCCGGGCUUCUUUCCUUGGUUGUCAUGUUAUAAACGAGAUGGAUGAAAAGUUCUUUCUAAGUAUCAACAUCAAAGUGUCAUUAUUCCAAGACAUGAGGGCAGCUACAACUUACCAACACCCCAUGCGUUGCUCCUACAUUCCAUGGGCUCCAAGGGAAAUUUUGUGUGAAGACAAUUACAUGGAGGUAUCAGUGAAGAGUGAUGUCCCUGUGAUUUCAGAUGAUGAGACUGCAGAAUGGAUGUCGGCUUUGCCUGAGGCACAAAAGGUUGUGUAUCAGAUAUGGCAGCUGAUGUUCUAUUCUCCUUCAGGGAGAAAGACAACAGUGGUGAGUGCUGCUGACAAGCUAGGCUACAGUUUCAAUAAUACACUGGCAAGAGUGUUCCUCCGGUCUCCAUACUCCACAAACGAAACUGAACGUUCAGUGGUUAAUGGAGUCACUAUGAGCACAGUCAGCUCCACUUCCAUGUACAAGCAAAGAUGGCUGCUUUUGCUGAUUGACACCACAGUGUCAUGCCCAAUUGAUGGUACCAGUUUUACAGAUACUGCCAUAAUAUGGACUGUGCCAAGUAUAAUCCCUAGAUUGGUCCUUCAAGAAGCCACCUUUACAUCCCUUAGAAUAUCAAUGGCAGUUGAUGGACAAAGAAUAGAGAAUCCAGAGAAGUUCAACUAUAUACUGCAGCGCAACAACACACACAUUGGAAUAACUAUCCCAAUUGGAGCAUCUGGGGGCAGAUUAAAGAGUACUGUAUUCAAUGGUGUCCAUGGGGUGACCUACAGCAUUGACUUAUUAUUGGAGCAUACCUGGACAGAUACAGAUUGGCACCUGACCAAGUACACUGUGAUUAAGCCAAUCACUACACCAUUCAUGCCUCGAAUACCAAGAGUAGUCAAUAACACUGUUCCAGAAACACGACUGUUUGAUGUAACCUUGGGAGUCUUCCUUCCGGAUGUUACUCUGCUAGCACUUAAAAUAGGAGAGGAACCUUUAUCCUAUAUGGAAGCAGAGCAAAAGGGCUACAAGAUCUCUGACACUCCCUUCCCCAAUGGAACAGUAGGCUUUAAUUUGGUAGUACCUUUUGAUGAUCGCAAUGUCUUAAAAGAGUAUGUAAACAAAAAUGAAACUAAAUAUCAUCUCCAUGUGAACUACAUUCUGAAUGUGGGUCCUGAACUGAAGCUGUAUGACCAUCCUGCUGACAUAGAAUGCAUAAUUGCAGAUGUUGAACUACCAGAAGGCAUUGGGUACUGUGACAAAGAGAACAUGUAUUUAGCUGUUCCGAUUGUGGGUCUCUACCAAUACUGGAGCCUAUAUGUAGGCAAUAAGCCUCUAAGUCAGGCCACCACCCUUGCAGAUGGGUAUCUUGUAACUACCAAUGCUACUCAUCUAGUAUUGCAAGUACCUCUCUUUACUGUUGGGAUUAUUUAUGAGGAAGUGUCAUUUGAAAGAAUCCAGGCUAGAUUUGAUCUUGUUCUGAAGAAAACAAACACUCUGGAGAUUCUGGAUAUCUUCUCUGUUAGAUGCAGUUUUCACCCCUCACAAUUCAUAGUGUGCUACCCUAAUGGAACAAUAGCUGUAUCUGCUCUCAUGAAGACGGUUCCAGCCAUUGACAUGGGCAAAACAAGGCUGAAGGACAGCACCUGUAAGCCUAAAGAGUUUACGCAGGAACAAGCCUUCUUCCAGUUUCAUGUUUCUACUUGUGGCACUUCACUAAGGUUUGAAGAUGAACACCUUAUUUAUGAAAACGAAAUAUCCUUUGACAAAGAGACUCUUCCAGAACAAGGACCACCAACUAUCACAAGAGAUCCAGCAUACAGACUAACUCUCUUGUGCUACUACCCAAUCAAAGAGACACUAAUGCAAAGCGCUAUGUUCUAUGGCUCCUCCUCCUCUUCUAGACCGCCUCUUCCUUUUGGCUAUGGCACAAUGAUGACUAGGUCAAAUGUGGCAAGCCUUAGAAGAGCAAGACAAGUUCUGAAUAUCCUUUCAAAUGUGUUUAAAGAUGAAUCUUUUACAGAGCUCUAUGGGCCACAUUCAGCAGCUGUCAGGUGCUCAAGGGAGCCUAUAUUUCUUGAGGUCGAACUAAAAGAUGAAGCUCCCGAUGUUGAACUAUACUUGGAUAAUUGCUGGAUGUCUGGGACUGAAGAGUUCAGGAGCAUUCCCCAGUGGAACAUCAUUACAGAUGGAUGCAAGAACAAAAGCAGCAGAUCUGUGAGCUUCUUUCCAGUUACUAAAAGUGACAGAGUGAAAUAUCCCCAGCACUUCAAACGACUGAGAAUAUGGAUUCUGACUCCUUCUCUGAGAGAGGUAUACUUCCACUGCACAGUAAUAGCUGGCACUUGCUUUCAUCUGCCCGGCAAUGGCCUUCCCUGUAAACAGUGUUCCUCUGGAAGAAAGCUUGAUCAGCAUUCUGAAAUCCACCCUAAUCACCAUGGUUAUGUAGUGGUGGGGCCAGUCUUGAUUCAUCCCGGACAAAUUAAGUAGUUGAACACACAACAAAUAUAAAAUAUAACUAUGCAAUCCUACUUGCCAUGCCUGGCCUGUUGUUUCCGUGUCUUACCUGGGACUGAUUAAAAUGUACACAUUAGCUUCCACUGUCAACACUUCAUAAAUAAAAAGCAGGAGAUGCAAAA
Rhineura floridana is the source of this 3031-nucleotide messenger RNA. RefSeq lists its product as uncharacterized. The coding region runs from base 123 to 2882 and encodes 919 amino acids. NCBI's taxonomy places the organism in Eukaryota, Metazoa, Chordata, Lepidosauria, Squamata, Rhineuridae. The record is from RefSeq and is a predicted model, not a curated record. The transcript is spliced from 24 exons.